AUGGCUGACCUGCUUGUUGGGGUUUUAGUUUUGCCUUUUAGCGUGGUACUGGCUGUGAGCUCUUGUUGGUGUCUUGAAGAAUUAUUCUACAGAUAUUAUGCAGUCUGUCAACCUCUGAGGUACAGAACUAAAAUAAAUGUCCGUGUUAUUGUGAUCAUGAUCCUGGUGAGCUGGACUGUUUCUGCUUUAAUUGCAUUUAGCAUCACAAUUCUGGGAGUGAACCAAGGACAAUCUACAAGAAGGUGCGCUUUAUUUCAAAAUAUACAUUUAGCAUUUGUGGUAAUUGUUUUUGGAUUUUAUAUUCCAGCGAUCAUAAUGUUCACCAUCUACUUAAAGAUAUUGAUGGUGGCACAGAGACAGGCAUGCAGCAUCCAGAACACAACCUGUCAGAGCACAAAGUCUGAAAUUAAGAAGGAGAGAAAGUCCACCAAAACUCUGGCUAUUGUAAUGGGAGUUUUUCUCAUCUGUUGGACUCUUUUCUUUCUUUGUAUGACCUUUAACCCUUUGAGUAAUUACACAAUACCUGUUGCUGUGAUUGCAGCACUUAAGUGGCUUGGAUGGUCAAAUUCAAUGCUCAAUCCAUUGGUCUAUGCUUUCUUUUACAACUGGUUUCUUUUGACUCAUUAUUUGUAG
Morone saxatilis (striped sea-bass) is the source of this 633-nucleotide messenger RNA. RefSeq names its product trace amine-associated receptor 1-like. Gene Ontology annotation, biological process: adenylate cyclase-activating adrenergic receptor signaling pathway. Gene Ontology annotation, molecular function: G protein-coupled receptor activity. Gene Ontology annotation, cellular component: membrane. The transcript has 3 exons. Bases 1 to 633 code for a protein of 210 amino acids. NCBI's taxonomy places the organism in Eukaryota, Metazoa, Chordata, Actinopteri, Moronidae. The record is from RefSeq and is a predicted model, not a curated record.